ACGACCCGCCACAGUACCGGCGACACACUCUCUCUGGGCUGUUGGCUCCAAACGCAAUAGUGUGUAAUGUUGUGUGUCAGUGUGUAUUUGCUAUGUACGCAACCGGCCGUACGUACGACGACCGUACAGCUUUGAGAAGCUGUGUUGUUAUUGAGGUUGCACGGAUAUAUUCGGGCAACGUUGCCUGUAACUAGAUUUUUACAAGAUGGCCACACCGGCAACUUCAUUUUUUGGUCGACAAGUAGACUUGAAUCCCGUGAGAGAUAGUGGAAUGGACGCACAUGGGCAUACAUUUGGGAAAAAGACAUUUCAUAAGCCAACAUUUUGCCACCAUUGUACGGAUAUGUUGUGGGGUUUCAUUGGGCAAGGUUACAUAUGUGAAGUUUGCAACUUUGUGAGCCAUGAUCGAUGUACAGAAGCCGGUAUUUCGCCAUGUGCAACAAUAGCAGCAGACAGAAUAAAGGAUCCUGUUCCACAUACAUGGUCAGAUCCAGGGCACUUCAGGAAGAAGUUCUGCAAUGUUUGUAGGAGGAGAUUAGAUGAUGCCUUGUCACUACACUGUGAAGCCUGUGAAUACUAUACUCACCUUGGUUGUUUAGAUUUUGUUGUGAGCAACUGCAUACGCUUCAUUGCUUAUGAUGAAAGUAAAGAACUGGAUAAAAUCACAGUAUAUCACCAUUGGCGGGAGGGAAAUCUUCCGACCAACAGCCGAUGUCUUGUAUGCAAGAAGUCGUGUGCAACCCAUGAGUGUUUGGCUAGUAUGAAGUGUGAAUGGUGUUGGGCAACGGCGCAUUCAGGAUGUUUCAAAUCUCUUAUGAGGGAGUGUGACAUGGGUCCAAUCCGUGAGCUUAUUAUACCCCCCUGGGCCGUCUCAAUGCCUGUCACUAUGAACAUGGUCAAAGGAGACAUUGUAUCCAGGAUACAAGCUCUUAAAACUGACCUGCAAAAUCAACAGCGGCGGCACCUGACACCGCAGACUCCCAACGGAGCCAGGAGAGACGUGGGGGAGGCCGCACUCUCCGCUGCCAAUCCGAGGCUGCUACGCACACCGCGACAGACCCACAGGUCUAGCACUUCAUCGCCGGUCCUAUCCCGAUUAAAAGUCAAAGUCAAACGGAGCGAGUCUUUGUCAAAUUUGUUGGCCACUGCACGAAGGAAUAAAAACUUCCAGAAUCUAAAAAAUGCCCGUCAUAGUCUAGAUUCCCUCACCCUCAGUACAGUCCCUGCUAUAUCCUCUCCUCUCACCACCACCACCACCACCACGGCCCCACCGUCCUCUAGCAACCCAUCCCGUUCCUUGGACCCAUCCCCCACCCACCGUGCCAAGCUAAACCUCCCUCAGCUGAACGCUGCCAGCAAAUCUCAGGGGUCGUCUCCUACUUCCCCUCGUACCCUAUCCCCCAGUCUCUAUCUGCCCAAGUCCUCCUCACCCACAAAGGGACCCAGACCAAAGUCAGCCGUUCCCUGCAUGCAGUCAUCCUCAAAGGGUUUUGGCUCCAAGAUGAAGUCAUCCAAGUCAUUUGACGGAGGGCUGACCUCUCCCGAUGUCUUCUUCUCCUCCUCCAAGCCCACCUCUCUCUCCAACCCCCACUUGUCUGAGCCAACAGAUGACGAGGAGCAAUCGGUCAAACCAACAUUGCUCUCGCAGGCUCUACCAUUGCUGAAUAAGUACAAACAUGUUGAGAAUGAUUCUAAGGGCUUAUAUCCCCAAACGAACUUGCAGAGUUCAGCCAUGACCAAAGACCAAAAAACAAGGGCUACAUCUUCAAACCAAAGCUCUGUAUCAGGAGAUCUUAUGACUCAUGUGGACACUACCCCCAGACCUACUAAUGGUGUUGGUGACUCUGUCUUUGUAGACCCCUUUAUCUCUGAAGACCCAUCACAAUCCUAUUGUUCUCAUGGGAUGAUGGUCCUCUCCCCUACCUCCAUUUCCGACCAUAGUCCCCCUCCCACUCCGACCAUAGCACCAAUCCCGACCCACCCCCCUCUUACCCGCAUCUCUGCAUCCACGUACCGCACCCAUACCCAGGGGCGGCGGUCCGCCUCUGACUCCGGUUUGGACCAAAGCACCUCUGAGUUUGUUGGUGAUGAUGAUGGUGAUGAUGAUGAUGCAUGCCUACUUCAGCGGAAUGGAGCAGUGCGGGGCAGGCCCCUGUCCACUCAAAUUAUCUGUUCAGACUUUAUAGGUUCAUCUGCACAAGAUGGAAACUCUGAUCUUAGACUCAAGGAGGAAUAUGGUUCAGAAGAUGGUCAUUUAGUGCGACUGUUUGACGGACCAGCCUCCUUAGAGAAGGGGUCGUAUCAUCUCAUCUGUGUUGCCAAGGAUACCACCAUGAAACAGCUGACAGAAACGGCAAUGAGGUCAUUCUACAUUGCUGACAAUGCUGCUCAAUAUUACCUCACAGAAGUAGCAGAAUCAGGUAAACAUGGUUCCCAGACUGUGGAGAGAAGACCCAAAGACAGUGAGACUGUUCAUCAACUGUGUAAACACCACCCUACGAAGAUUCCAUCAUUCAUUCUCAAAUACCAGGGAGGUGAUGCAAAGAAGGGGAUCAUCAAAGUGUAUCCUGGCAACUUAGAUGCUCCAGUGCCUGUUGAGUUUACAUCCAUCUCAAUCACCAGCUAUAUUUCAGUGGAGGAGAUCAUUGACAUGUCCUUGCAUAAAUUUGGCCUUGAGGAUGAAGAACCUGUUCAGUACUCUUUAGUUGAGAUGAUCAUGGAUCAUGAGUUACAAGAGAGAGCCAUGGAGCGAGAUGAGUGUCCAUGGACUCAACUUCUCAAAGCACGCAAGAACUCUCUACGGAGAAUGCAGAAGACACGAUACUACCUUCACAAGAAGGACAAGUGUGCAUGUCAUCAAGGAGCUCAGAUGUUUGUUGGGAACCUUCCCAUCAAUCUCUCAGAGCACAAGUAUGCACACAUCAUCAGGAACCUGCUAGAAGAAGCCAAUUGCAAGGUCUUCAAUGCAGUGAACAAUGUAUACGAGCAAUAUGGAGCAGCAAUAGUCUGUUUCAAAGACCCUGAAGUAGCGAUCAAAGCCUUCUAUGUUCUCAAGGAUCAGUCGUAUGACGACAGGCCACUCACUGUUCUCUUCAUUCCAGAAAUUCAUUCUGAGGCACUUAGUGAGGAUGCCAUCCCGUUGCUGGUCUUUGUCAACAUAAAGAGUGGCGGUUGCCAAGGAGCCGAGGUGAUGGACUGCUUCAAGAAGAUGCUCAAUCCACUCCAGGUCUUUGAUCUGGACCAGGGAGGACCCUUACCUGGCCUACAUGUUUACAGUCACUUGAAGGAAUACCGGAUCCUCAUCUGCGGCGGAGAUGGAACUGUAGGUUGGGUACUCCAAUGUCUAGAUGACAUCGGCCAGGAAUCUGUCUGUAGCUCUCCCGCCAUCGCAAUACUGCCAUUGGGAACAGGUAACGAUCUAGCGAGAGUUCUGAAGUGGGGCGGUGGUUACCAGCAAGGAGAAGACCUGUUUGCUAUGCUCAACUGUGUGUUAGAAGCAGAAGAGGUCAAACUAGACAGAUGGACGGUGAUCUUCGAGCCGAGCGAACAAGGUCCAGGAGGGAAGUACAUCGACGCAGACAACAAAUCCAACUCAUCCAACAGCAGCUCUAGCAAUGAUGAAAUGCCCAACAUGUUUGUGAUGAAUAACUACUUCAGUUUGGGCAUUGACGCCGACUUGUGCCUAGGAUUCCAUAUGGCAAGGGAAGAAAAGCCAGAGAAAUUCAAUAGCAGAUUGCACAACAAGAGUGUGUACUUCAGACUUGGUAUGCAGAAGCUAGGUAGGAGAACCUCAUGCAAGGAACUCAACAAAGAGAUCAGGAUUGAGGUUGAUGGUAAAGCUGUCAACUUACCAACGCUUGAGGGCAUUCUCAUCUUGAAUAUAUCAAGCUGGGGAUCAGGUGCAGAUGCCUGGGGAAUAGACGGACAGGACAACUCAUUCUCCAAGUGUCGCCAUGACGACGGGAUGCUGGAGCUGGUAGGAAUGACGGGUGUGGUCCAUAUGGGUCAGAUCCAGAGUGGACUCCGGUCAGGUGUUCGCCUCGCCCAAGGAGCUUCGAUCCGGAUCACAAUGAACACUGACAUGCCGGUACAGGUAGAUGGAGAACCCUGGAUGCAGCUUGCUGGACAAGUAGUGGUCUGUCGGUCAGCCUUGCAGGCUACAAUGCUGAAGAAGUCAAAAUCCAAGAUCAAACGCCGAAACACAGAACCUGCACUCCCAAACAGCCAGGAGGCUGCUGCUGGCGCUGCAGGUCAGAAGCGAGAUCAGCAGGGUCGUCUGACGGCGAUGAAGAGUGACGAGACGACGAACCAAGUUUGAGCGGCGCCAAAUAUCCUAGGUCCUUUUUAUUUUGUUCCCCUUCUCCUGCAGAUUAGGGUAGUACCCAUUCCUUGUUGCGAGAUGCUCGCAUCAUUCUUAGAAAGUAGUGUCAGUGACCACUGGACGGAAUUCCAAGAGAGUUGGAUCUAGUCCGAAGCGGUAGAUGUAGACGGUGUGGAGGGAAAGGAGUCAUAUAAUUUAGUCGCCUUGGAAAUCUUUCUUUCCUCGUAGUCAUAAGAUGUUUAUUUCUCCUGACAGACAAAAGUACUGUAAGAUUAAGCAUCACACAAAUUUCGCCUAAGUACACCUUAGUAGUUUUUUUAGUUAGUUAAAGCAUUACGUGAGCUCUUGGUCAAUCUUAGAGGAGGUACCCAGAUUCGAUUACUCUCGGAGUGGUGAGUGAUGGUUACCGUUGAGGAGCAAAGAUGCCAUCUUCUGGUGGUGUUUGGAGACAGAAAGGAGAAAUUUUGAGAUGAUAAGGCAAGGAUGCUAGCCAUGAUGUUGUGUCACCAAGAUCAACAACAGUGACUGAUGUGAUAAAAGUGAUUAUUUGAGGAUUUCAUAAUAAUUGAAAUCAAUACUGGGUACUUGUUGGAGGGUGUGUACAGGUGGUCUUUAGGGGCCUAAUGAUGUACAGGACCAGGGAUGUUGAUGAAAAGAGAGAUCUUGUUAAAGGGGAUCGACUACGGUGUCCCCUUGCAAGGGAAUUCUUUCUUUGAUGAUGGUGAUUACCAACCACCGAACAGUUGACAUCACAUCAUAGGAGAGAUAGUUUUCUUGCAUCUCUCCACAGCAGAAUCAUCCAAAACAGACACAUCUCGAUAUCCAACUAUUCUGACAAAUGUUCGAUCCUUGCCUCCACAUCUUUCUUUAAUGAGGCCAACUUUUAAAUAGGAAUGAUGCUUCUGUUUUGGAUGGAACCUGGAGAGAUGUUAGGUCUUGAUCAGAAACUGACUGGCAUCCUUGUAUGGCCUCUAACCGUAGAGAGUCCAUGUGGAUGACAUCACAAUGGUAUCCAGGCUAGGCAUCCUCGCACGUAAUGAUAUUAUUAGAAUUAGGUACACUGUAGCUGUAGCAGCCCCAUGGUGGAAUGGCUUUGAGUCAGAAGCUUAACUUUUUGGUUCACCUGUCUUUGAUACUUGCACCACAAUGAGUAGCUUUAAGUCGUUCAUUAUUGCUUUUUCUAUGAAUUAACGAUGCUUAUAUUAAAGUGACAGCGUGAGAGGAGGAGUAUGACUUGUGUAAAGUGAAUCGACUGAGACGUGUGAGCUUUUAUUCUAAAUGCGAUGACAAAUAAUUGAUACGUACAUUUUUUCAUAUAUGCCACUGUUGUGCAGUGUGCGAAUACCAUGACAUACAACCAAUACUGCAACUUGUAUAUUUUUAAGAAUUUGAGAUUGAUUAUGAAUAAUUAAUUCAUGCAGAAUGGAUAUUCUGCUCAGAGUAGUAGUGUAAUUAACAUGUACUUCUCUCAGAUCAUUUAUGUGUAUCGACACGUUUCUUUCUCUAUUUGCAUAUCAUGCCUAUUUCGUGUUGUAUAUAUCCCUGUUCGGGAUAGCAUAAUCAGCAAUGUGAUGGAGUUACGGCAAACGAUGAGAAUAUUUGACAGUUUUUUUAUGACUAUGAUGAUGUGCAAUACCUAGUGUGAUGUGUGUACAUUAGAAUGCUCUGCACAGCACAAUGAGUAUCUACUGCCCGUUUCAAAGUAAAAAUUUGAAGAGGAAAAGGAAAAUGAUCCAAGUUUCAGCCCUGAAAACUCUGAUAAAGUCCACAGAGGAGAUGGAACAACCUUUUGUCUAUUCCAUGCAUUAUUCAAGAUGAAAUGGUGUGUAGUUGGACCCUUGACUUGGAGAAGAGGAGAUUGGAUUUGAAUUCUGUCUCUCCCUUUUUCAUAACAACACCUCCAUGACCUGGGUCAAGGGUCAAACUGAGUUCAAAUGUCAAUAGGUCAGAUUUACACAAGACAAAGAGUGUAUAAGGCUGGCAGAAGAAAACAAACAAACUUUCUCUUGGUCAAAUUUUAAACUUGGAUCAUUUUCUGGUAUCUUUCUUUUUUUAUGACACAGACUUUAUAAUCACAGUAAUAUGAUAAAAACAAUCGAUGAAAGAUUGAAACUGAAGAAGAAAAAAAAUGAAGACAUUUGUGUGUGCUCACUGUCAGUUUAUUUGAAAGAAAUUGACAAAAAAUUACCUUUUAUUUUCUGUACAAUGUCACUGUCUUACUUUGUGUAUUCAUGUUUAACACACUGAUGCAAUUACACUAAAACGUUUGUAUAGAAAGCAGCCAGAGUUUUUUUAAUAUUCAUAUAACUCAUGUAAAAAAAAAUAUAAAGUUUUGAAGCGCUAUCUCGCUGUGCUCAAGUGUUUGGUCUUAAAAGAACUUGUCACAAUAGCUCCUUUUUGCCUUGCGAAUCCUCAUUUCUUAUUUUAUGAAGAAUGAGCAGGGCAGUCUGUGCUUAUUGUCUGUUCUCUUUGUCUGUUUUGGAUCAAUAUUUGAGAGAAACAGCUUUUAUUUUGUUCUUGAAAUUCAAAAGAAUGUCAUAAACACUGUGUGGCUGCAAAUUGUAUAUAAUUGAAUGCAAAUUGCAUUUCUAUAUUAAAAAACAGGGUCUUUACAUUUAGAAAAAAGAGAGAAACUAGCUGAAGAUUAUUGAAUAAUUUUAACCAAAUUGUGCAGAAUGACAUGAUGGAAAAAGGAUUCACAAGUUAUUUUACUAGAUGAUCAACAAUAUAUAGAUACUAGCACUGUGUCACUUUGUGAUUAAGAUUUGAAGUUUGAGAUUUCCUUUGUACGGGAAUAUAUAAUGCAUUAUUUGUUUGUAAAUAUCCAAAUUACGAUGUCUACUGAACUUAAAGAGUAUAGGACGCUGACUAACCUGUUUUCUGAAAUUUCACCAUAAAGCAAAUUUACCCAAAAUUUCAUUUGAAAACAUCCUUGAUCAUCAUUUAUUUAAUCCCUUCUGCUUAGGACAUGAUCUGAUUUAAUGUCCUUUUGCUUUUCAAGAGGUAGGAUAGCAUCAAAGCAUUCCUGUCCUCAUAAUUUAAAUAGCUUUUCUGUUCAGUGACAGAUCAUAAAAUAAAUCAGCUUGGCAAGAGAGAAACAAACCAUCACCUACCUUACCUGCCCCUUGUUUUCCAAUAUCAUUUAUCUCAUAAGUAUCUCCAAGAAAGUCUAAUUGAAGAAGUCUGUUUGGCUUUCUAAGCUUUUCCGUCUUCUUUCUACAACCACCCUUGAUUACAGGUCUAGACACGUCUUACGCUUUUCAAGAAUUUUUGAAGAAUUUUUCUGAACCGGAGCAACCACUGUUGACUCCUGACGAGACAAAAAAGUACAAGGAAACUGAAAAGAACACGAGACAGGACAGGUGUAUCAUAUUUGGACUCACAAAUGAUUUUAGAUCAGACCUUUACGUUCUCGACCACUGGCGUACUGCCAGUGACUAACUUUGUAUUUUAUGGAAAUUUAAAAGUGCACGUCUUUGGAGAAGCGUGCUGUAAGGAUCGCUGAGGUCUCUUUUGAAGACAAAUUUGAGAUUAAGCUAAUGAACAUUGUAUUUAUCUCUCGCUUUCUUGCUUUCAGUGAGGAGCACUUCUUGUUUUUCUCUGGAUAUCAAGUACCUUUCUUGCUUUGUAUUUUGUUCUGGUAAAGCAUUUCUUAAACUGCAGAUGGAGGUUUCUAUAAUUGUGUUCAUAACAUUAAUCUUUAUCAAAUACAUCUAUUGUAUAAGAUGUAUAGCCAUGGAAUUGUAACAUCCCUUUUUCCCCCUUGUGAGAAUAUCAUGUUCUUGGCUUCUCCAACUUGAGCUCAUUAAAUCUUACUUUAUUGACCUUAAAAAGUGCAAGUGAUACACAUGUGAAGUACCCCUUCUCCCAAAUUUGUUGAGAGUUGUUAAGUAUUUGGAGGAAAAUCAUUCUAUGAAUUUUUUUUACCAGUUUUCAAAUCCCUGUAUCCUUUUAAUGAAAGUUGAAAGAAAUGUGUGCAUUUAAAACAUUAGUAUGAUGUCUUCUGUUAGGUGUUAAUUUAAGCAUAUAACAGCCAUGUCCUGUUUUGGCUUGACCUUUUGCAUAACUCAUCAUAAUUAAAAACGACCAGUGUAAGAGAUAAAUCAGUUACAAAGUUAAUCGUAUGCAUUUGAAGUGAACCUUCAAUUCAGAUGGAUAUUUUGUUGUUGUAACUUGAUCAGUCAUAUUGAAAACAGGGUCCACAUAUCUGAAGGGGGUUAUUUGGACCACCAAACUGAUUUGAAAAAGACGAAUAAUUGCUGAAAACCCUAUUCACUAAAUUGCACACAUGGGACACCUUUUCUCUUAAAUAGUUGACUAUCACCAUAUCUUGUUAAAAAUCAAUCAAAUCAUGUUUCAGGCAUCAAUUAUUUUGUAGUCAGUAACAUUCAGUGAAUGUGUCCUUGGAUUCGCUUAGUAUUUCAUGUCCAUGAUCUUUCACCCUGAGCCUUCAAGUUUAAACAGCCUUUCCUCAUAAUUUGAAUGUUAAAUGAUCUCUCAGCCAAAAUGUUAAUCUUCAGUUCAUGCAGAUCACUUGGUGUUGAGUUGAUCUGUUGGUUUACAUCAGCCAUUUAGCUGUUAUUCGGUAUAAACCAAAAUGUCCUUUUGUAUUGCGAAGCACUUCUCUUUGUCGACUUUUCACAAUGCUGUGAAUUUUGUCUUCAGUAACAUGAAAUAACCUCUGUCUGCAGUUAGAGUUAUGUACCUUCUAUGCCACUCCUCCAAUUCAUCUAGUAUCCUUGCUCCAGCCUCCAGGAAUUUGAUCCUCUUAUCAUCAGUUACUAUGCCUGAUUGAGACAGCCUGUCAAAAAAUCUUGAAAUUCUCUUUCAUUGACAUUGCUAAGCUCUGUCAAAUUUUACAAGAUAAGUCACAAUGCACAGAGCUCUCUAUGCGGUAUGUUAGGAAAAUCCUACUUUGGGUUGGAGGAAGACUACUAGAUGAAUACAAAAAGUGGCAUGGUUGUAAUAGGCCAUGUAUAAUACAUAUACUUAUCUUAAUUUGCCGUAGUGACAUAUAUCUCUGAUGAUUUUCAGAAUGAUCUCUGCACAAUUAAUUGUGAAAAAUCCUUCAUCACUUGUUGAAGACGAUGAAAAAAUUGCAGCACUUUUGCCACGUACAUCACUGUAUUUGGUACAUACUGGUAGAUCUUAGUGUAAGGAACAUGUAUCGUGUAUUUUUUUUAAUCAUAUAUAAAUAUAUAUAAAUAUAUAUAUAUACAUAUAUAUAUAUAUGUAUAUAUAUAUAAAAGUCACAUUCUUAUAUAUACAUGUAUUAAUCUCACUGUUGGCAUUGAGCUGAAAGUAGUACAUAUCUACCUUUUAAUCUUAGGCCAGAGUUUGAAAUGGAGCUUUGUAUAUAAUCUAUUUUCUACAGUCAUUUGAAUUUAGCUUGGAAUAGUGUGUGCUCACGUUCUCUUCAAAACAAUAUUUUAUUUCUGUUAUUUAUUGAUCUCAAACAAUGGUAUCGGUGUAAUUAUCUUUUUAGUUUAUAUCGUUUAAUCAAGAUUGCAUCUCUAUUUAUGUCAAUUUUUGUUCAUUUCAUACUACCCAUAUUGGAAAUUAUGCUUUAAUUGACUAUUCUAAGUAGGAAACACUUCUAUUUACGAGUCCCUCUUCACAGUGCAUCAUUUAGAUGCCAUAAUUUGUAGCAAUUUGUUGUGUCAAUGAGCGUAUGCAUUAUUGGAUAGUGCAGUAAGAAUGGAUUAAUUUGUUAUUGUGUGUAUAAUUUUAUUUCAGAAUUGUAAGAGUAACUAUUUUAUUGAAAUUGACCUAUGACCUCUUGUUUUUGAUGAACAAAACUUUCUUUUUGUUGCUGCCUAUAUUUAGAGUAGGAUAAGAAGUUUUUUGAAGCAGAUAUUGUUGCUCUGUGAAGACAUCAUCAUAUGAUUGAUGCUUAGGGUUAAUUAAGUUCGUUGAUUGGACGAGAGAACAAGAGAUGCUUGAUGCUUAAUAUAUAAAUAUAUACAUAUAUAUAUAUAUAUAUAUAUAUAUAUCAUACCAUAUAGAUCCUAGGGCUGGUCCCGCAAAUUUGUUUGUUGUAAGAACUAUCUUACUUUCGUCACCAUUGAGUAAGGGAACAAAUAAGAACCCUCAUGGUGCAAAAUAUUGUUUCUUGAGAAAACGGAAGACGUUUGUGAUUUAUAUAUACACCAGUAUUAUCUUUAAAUCGUUUUUUCAAGCUUGCUCUGUAGCGGGCUGCACCGACAAACAGCUCAAAGUACCCUUUUCCCAACACUUCUUUAUUGACACAUUUGCAAGCUUAGAUUUUACUCAUCACUGAAGCAAGAUGUGAUUUUUAGUAGAUUUAUUCAAAAUUGUAAUUUAACACUUCAUAUUCUACACUUUUGCAAGCCUAGAUUUGACUCAUUGCCGAUGCAAUAUGUGUACUUUCUUGUUAAUUCAUUAGAAAUUUAUCAUUCUUAGUGAUCUUAGCUUGUAAUAAGAAUCUUUCCUGUAGAACACCACAGACACUGCUUAACACAAUACGCUGCCAUAGCAACACUAAGCCAUUUAAGCCUUUACAAAAACUUGCUGCCUAUUAAAAGCUUAUUAAAAUGUAAUUGUUCCAAACUGCACGUAUUCUGUAGAGGGUCAAUCAAAAGAGUUCUGUAGAGAUAUAUUGUCAAUUGUUUCAAGUACUUUAAUGAAUUUAUAAGAAAAUCUAAAGAAUAUAUUGAGGACAUUUUAGGUUUUAUUCUUUCAAUUUGCUUUAAAUUUUGUUCAAUAAGGUUGUGAUAAUCAAAACAUUUUAUAUGAUAUUUUGUGUUUUUCCCAAUAUAAAUCUCAAUUCUCACAGAAUAUCAUAAGUCAAUCCAAUUAGAUCAGUCCUGCCGUAUAUUGUUGCUAAGAUUGUUAUAAACCAAUGGUUCAGGGAAAAUUACAGUUAUAGGAACUAUGAAGUAACACAAAUCAAAAACAUAUAUUUAUGGUAUGGAUAAUGAUAUGUGAUAAUAUAAAAACAAAUAUUUAAUUAAGGUCAGAUGUAAGUUACAUUAGACAAAUUUGAGAGCAGUUCUUUUUCAAAACUCAUUUAUAUUUUUGUAGUAAUCAUUAAUUGAUACAAAUAAUGAUGACAUUACUUUGCAAUAUUUCUCCCCCCAAAAUUAUGUCAUAUGUGGAGCCCUUCUACUUUUCUAUUCUCCUGUCAGGAACUCCGUAGUACAAGUAUAGUUUUCUUUAGUUUGAUGUACAAUAAGCUUAGUAGAGAAACGUAAAUGGCACAAGAACAAAUUAUUAUUCACAAUUGCAGGAAAAAAAUUAACACAAAAACUUUAUUGUCUUAUCGAGUGUAACAAAAGAAUUAUUGGUCCGAAAAAGCACCUUACAAGUUCUAAAUUAAUGUCUAUAUAACUUUUAAAAUUUAUAGAAUUUCUUUAUUCUUUGAAUCAUGUCAUCAUUUUGCAAAUUGAUUUCAUUUCGGAAGCACUUUGGGUUUAGAUUUAAUGUUUAUAUAAUUGUCUGGUACGUGAAAAGAAAGUAAAAGAACUAAUUAACCUUCAAAUUAUUUCACAUGUGUGUGUUUGAGUGUGUGCAUUGUAUUAAAUAAUCCAAUCUUGAUUUAUACUAAUUAUUAUCUUGGUGGAUCACACAAUUAUCUAAUACUAUAUCCUUUAACUAUUUCUAAACCAGGAAAACUUUUGAAUUAAUUUAUAAACAUAACCCAUUUUAGUUAGGCUCAACUCAUAUUUUUUGGACACUCUUACAUUCAGAUGGUUAAUGUUCCAAAAAGUGGAAUAGGUAAAUUGUUUUGCAAUUGUUGCCUUUGCGUGUUUAAUUUCUUUUACUCCCCCCGUUUUUUUAAUGUUUCAAAUUUUCUUUCACUUGUCCGAAUAUUUGUAUUCAAAGAUUCAAAGUCUCUGUUUAUUAUAGCAAGCACCAGUGAUUUGUUGUUCACAGUGAAAUCAUUUCCCAAUAUACAAGGUUUGAUACUAAUUACAUAGAAUAUAUUCCAUGGUUAUCAAAGGUCUGUUGGUUAUCUCAGUCCAAUACUGCGUUUCUACGGAUAUCUUAUCCUGCAGUUGUAUUGAAGGUGUUCUUGAAUAACUUUAAAAUAGGCCGAUUAUCAAAAAGCAUGCAGAGGGGUUUCUGAAAAGCAUAAAUUUUGAUAACUGAUCAAUAAAAGAGGCAUGAAUUUAUAAGGACUUUUAUUUGGUAUUGGCUUUCAAUUGGUAAGUAAGUAAACAAGUCUCUCGAUUCGACAAUAUCAUUCCAAAUUGGCAGUCAUAAUUAUUUUUGAAGCAUGGGUAUACACAUUCAUGUAUUACAAGUAUAUCACCAUUUUAACACGUGUAUAACAUUUGAAUAAACGUCCCCAUACAUUUCUUUAAAAUGAAGUUGUCUUAUAUUCCCUUUACAAUGUAAUGUUUUUAAGUGUGGGCAAGUGUUGAUUUCAUUUAUGUUUAUUGUGAUAGCAUGUCUAUUGUUCAUGUAAUUAGAUCAAUUAGUAGAAUGUACCCACACAAAUGGAACAACCAAUAGUUCUUUUUUUUAAUCCUCGGUGUAUAACUUGUACAUAAUUGUUCUAGAGAAAGAGCAUUAUGAUCAUUUAUAUGAUCUCUGUAUCUUUCUCUCUUUCCUGCACUUUUGACACUCACCAGUGCAAGGCAAGCUGACUGCUAUAAAGUAUACCACACAUGUUUAAUGACAUAACAGAUUAAAAAAAUAUGUAAAAGCA
Strongylocentrotus purpuratus (purple sea urchin) is the source of this 12995-nucleotide messenger RNA. It is a transcript of the gene dgkq, whose product is annotated as diacylglycerol kinase theta. Gene Ontology annotation, molecular function: RNA binding; ATP-dependent diacylglycerol kinase activity. The transcript has 26 exons. The coding region runs from base 206 to 4318 and encodes 1370 amino acids. The record is from RefSeq and is a predicted model, not a curated record. Lineage: Eukaryota; Metazoa; Echinodermata; Echinoidea; Camarodonta; Strongylocentrotidae. Gene Ontology annotation, biological process: lipid phosphorylation; diacylglycerol metabolic process; intracellular signal transduction.